AUGGCGUGGUUGCGGCGGUACUCCCCGAUGCCAGAUCUUCGAUCCCAUGGUCACAUAGCCAUGUAUUGUUACAAGCAGUACAGUGACCAUCCUCUGGCUCAAGCCAAUUUGGCAGUCUCCGGCGGUAGUCCUACAACGACGACAGUGUUUGCUUGGUAUCCAGAUACUGGUUCAACCACAACGAGUCGCCUCUACUCCGCCCUGGAGAUCCGAGCCCAUGGUAGUUCCCACUCAACCCACACCACUGGGAACUCGCGGGUGUUCUUGCUAGUAUAUGUCGAUGACAUCAUUAUGAUGGGCAAUGAUCCUGCGUUGAUUGAUACGUUGCUUCACCGCCUGUCCACCACCUUCAAGAUUAGGGAUCUCGGCACACCGGGCUUCUUUCUCGGCAUUGAAACUCUGAAGGUAGAUGGGGGUCUUUUCCUUUCUCAGCGUCGCUAUAUGGGCGAUAUUUUGACCCGAGCAGGAAUGUCUGAUUGCAAGUCCCUAGCAACUCUAGUUGCCGUAACACAGGCGGCCACACCGUCAACUCAUUCAUUUGACAAUCCAACACAGUAUUGUAGUAUUAUAGGGGCCCUGCAGUACCUAACUAUCAUUCGGCCGGAUCAUUCCUAUGCGGUAAAUCGGCUAUGUCAGUUUAUGCAUUCUCCCACCGAUGAUCACUGGGGAUUUCUAAAGCGUGUCCUACGGUAUGUCAAAGGCACACAAGACUAUGGUUUACGCUUGUCAGCUUCGUCCUCUUCCGAUAUUCAUAUUUUUUCAGACUCAGACUGGGCCGGGUGUCCGACUGACAGGAAAUCUACCAGUGGUUACGCAGUAUUUCUCGGGUCUAAUCUCAUUUCCUGGCUUUCCCGUAAGUAA
This is a messenger RNA of Ipomoea nil (Japanese morning glory), 861 nucleotides long. RefSeq lists its product as uncharacterized. The record is from RefSeq and is a predicted model, not a curated record. NCBI's taxonomy places the organism in Eukaryota, Viridiplantae, Streptophyta, Magnoliopsida, Solanales, Convolvulaceae. The transcript is spliced from 2 exons. The coding region runs from base 1 to 861 and encodes 286 amino acids.